AUGCCGUCGCCAUCGAAGCAACGGAAGGUGGCCAUUGUUGGCAGCCGUUCCGUAGGCAAGUCUUCCUUGGCAGUGCAGUUCGUCGACGGCCACUUUGUCGAGAGCUACUAUCCUACCAUCGAGAAUACCUUUAGCAAGGUCAUUAGAUUUAAGGGCCAGGACUAUGCUACUGAAAUUGUCGAUACUGCCGGCCAAGAUGAGUAUAGCAUCCUGAACUCCAAGCACUUUAUCGGUAUCCAUGGAUACAUGCUAGUCUACUCGGUCUCUUCCCUACCGUCGUUCGAGAUGGUGCAGGUCAUCCGCGAGAAGAUUCUCAAUCAUCUUGGCACGGACUGGGUUCCAAUUGUCAUAGUAGGCAACAAGAGUGACCUCCGCCCUGAGCAGCGCCAGGUCAGCCAGGAAGACGGCAAGAAGUUAGCGGAGAAGUUCAACUGCGCGUGGACGGAAGCCAGUGCGCGAUACAACGAGAAUGUUGCUAAGGCCUUCGAACUCCUGAUCGCCCAGGUGGAAAAGUCACAGAAUCCGAACGAGGCAACGAACAACGGAAAGUGUCAGGUGAUGUAA
This is a messenger RNA of Daldinia caldariorum, 564 nucleotides long. Its product is annotated as rheb small monomeric GTPase RhbA. Gene Ontology annotation, biological process: small GTPase-mediated signal transduction. The transcript is spliced from 3 exons. The record is from RefSeq and is a predicted model, not a curated record. Gene Ontology annotation, cellular component: plasma membrane. NCBI's taxonomy places the organism in Eukaryota, Fungi, Ascomycota, Sordariomycetes, Xylariales, Hypoxylaceae. Bases 1 to 564 code for a protein of 187 amino acids. Gene Ontology annotation, molecular function: GDP binding; GTP binding; GTPase activity.